CGAUUGAAGGCCAAGCAUAACCGACGACCGAGUGUAGCAUAGGGUAAGUAAAGUAAUAAAAUUAUCGAACCACAGGUCUCUAGUGUACCGUUACUUCAACUAUGAUUUGUUAUCUAGCCAAACAAUAGUAGUGAUUAAGAGACUAAGAUAACUAAACUACUUAACCACUACUCUAGCUACUUAUAAGAUGAGAGGUCACUUAUGCAUGAAUCUCCUUAGGUCCAGCUUCGAAGUAAAAGCUGCAACUGAGACUCAUUCGUAUUUCGCGUUACAUAGCCUGACAAAGCCAACCAAUGCCAUGGCGUGGUUCUCCCGAAUGAGGGUUUGGAAAGGUUGCAAUGACAAAACCGAUCUUGUUCUUGGCAAGGAGAGAACAAAAAUUGACACGAGUAAGGAGAAUUGAUCUAUAUGGACAAAAAUGUAUGCUUAAUACUUAGUUGAUUACAGUGAACCAAAAGUUCAUCUCUGAUCAAUUGUUCACCUUGAUCACUCCUAAUGUGAAUGAUUUUUGUUGUUUCUCAUUUUGGACUUGUAAAAUAAAUGACUUUAAAAUUUCUUAGCGGUCUUAUAUUUGAUAGCUAAGAAUACAUAAAAAAAAAUCUCCUAAAAUUAUCCACGAUAACUAAUGCAUAGUGUUUAGUGUUUACCUCCAAAAACCAUGUUACUUGGAAGUCCAAAGUCCAAUUGAAGCAGCAGAAGAUGACGCCUUGGCUAAAUUCUCAAAUUGGGCUGGUAAUCAAAUGUACUGUUGAUACGGGUCCGUCUAAAAUGGACCUUAAUUUUGGGCCUUCAUUUUUUUUUUUUGUAGAAAUUUUGGGCCUUUAUCCAAUGAGCAAAGCCAGGAACUUUAUCCCCCAUCGAUAGUUCGCUUCGUUCAUUUACUUCACCGGUCCACUUUCUACGCGACGGCAAUAUUCAAUUCAGCCAGCAGGAGGCGAGGAUGGCGACGGCGGACGAAGAAAUCAGAGAAGUCGACGAGAUGAGCUCGGAGACGACGCCGCUAAUCGAAGCCGACGGCAACCCGAAAUCCCUAGGGACGCCGGUGCCAGAAGCGGAGAUUCAUCUUUAUCGGCAAGGGAAAGGCCCGAUUGAAGUUCUCAAGAUGAAAUUAGGAGGGUGGGAGCAGGAUCAGCUGGAGGUCCGAGACAUCCUCGAUAAGCACGGCUUCAAGUGCGUUUACGCUUUCAAUCCCGGGUCCAUGACCCGCGGCACCCCGAUCCGAUUCAACCGGAAGAACGGCAGGUCCAUGCUUGCUUAUAAACACGGAGCCGUAAUUUACAUCGACGGCGAGCCACAGGAUUCGAUGAUAAAGCCGGUCACCAAGAUCUUGUUCGGGGUGGCAAUAAUAACCUUAUUCAUAACCGUACUGGUGAAAGAACCUCCUCAGUGGAUCAAGAAUUCCAGGAUCUUUGAGGGUAACUUUAACCCGUGGCUCCUCGCUUUGGGCGUUAUUGUGUUUACACGAAUUAGGAAGAGAACCAAAGACUUCUUAGGGAAUCGCGCAGCCAAUGAAGAUGUUCAUCUGCUGCGGAACAUAGCUUGAUGGGCGACACAGAAGUUUGAUAAUCAAGUUUGGGGCUUGUGAUCACUUGAUACGGAUGAAGGCUGCAUGACAAAGAGCCUGAAGAAGGGAAGGGUGGUUCCAUCUGGUUUUAUGCUGUUGCCUCGAUAGCACCAGCUGGUGGACCUCUUCUGAGGUUAGGGCUUUGGAGUAUGUUUUAAGGCUUUGUAUACUAGGCAACAGGCUAUUUCAGAUGUGAUGUUGCGGUACAGACAAUGUUUUCUCCUUUUAUGGAACUGGAGAGAUGGACGUGAAACUAAAGAGUGGCCACCCUGUACCUCUUGUUGCAAGUGAAGCAACGUACACCAGGUUGCCUCUGUUCCAACUUCCAAUUAUGUCGACGAUAGUCUCACAAAUCCUCUAGGCGGCAUGCAAGGACCUGGUCGAGCAACUAUAUAUUGGGCCUUCUCCCGCUGUCUGAGCCACCGUCCCAACUGCCUGCACCACAAAUGAAGGUGGGGCUGCUCCACCCACCGAUGGUUCCUCCGCCACUCGCCCCACCCAUGGCCAGUUGGAAGUCCCAGCGGUUGAUAACACCUUUUAGGUGUUAUUUAGCCCUUAUUCUUAAGGCAUUUGAGUGUUAAAUCAUUGUGUCUAGGCUACCUAUCAAGUUAUUUAUGCCUAUUCGUUCUUAUUUGCAAAACAAUUCGUAUUGGCAUAUGUAUUCUUGAUAAUUCAUAGGGGAAUCAACCCCACUUUGUCGUAUUUUAUGAUUUUCUAAGUGUUUGUGAUGAAAUUACAGGUCAUAUACAUUUGAUAUUGAUCGGGAAUAGAUUGGAGUUCAUCUGAGCACGAUUGAAAAGCAUAGGAGCAAUAAGGGUAGAAAAAAACACAGGUCAUGGCCACACGUCACUACUCUUGACCAGGCCGUGACGAUGAUCGCGACCUCACGAUUGUGGCCGCGAUCAUUGGCCACGAACCUCAGCUGGCGACCAAGAAGAAGGCAGAAAGGUUUCCCCAUUCGAAUCGCGGACAUGGUGCGUUUUGACAGCGAAAAAGAUCACGUCCGUGACACAAAGAUCAAAGCCGCGAUCUUAUGAAGGAUGUUGUGGUCUUGGAGCUUAAAGACGUAGUCAAAAUGCAUCGUUUCGGGCGAUUCAGAGACGUUCCAGCUGGUCACUGUCAGGUCACGGCCGUGACCAUCGCGUCAUGCACUAGAGGCCUUGACCGCCAUCAAGUUUCUAUAAAUACCUCAUUUUCUGCACUUGACAAAAGAGAGCCGCCCUGGAGUGAGAAAGUUAGGAUUUUGGGUUGUUUUUAGAGAGAAAAACACAUUGGGAGAACUUAAUUGAAGAUCCAAUCCACCCAAGGAGGAAGAAGAAGGUGCUAGCAAGGAGAAUAAUAUUGAUUCCAUCACUCCCUCUCUUCUAGUUUGUGGUUUCUUUCUCUCUCUAUGACUUGAAUCUCUAAUGGUUGUUUAGGGAGGAUGAACCCUAGUUUAUAGGUUGUGUUUAUCUAGUUGAUUUCAUUUCUCAUCUAGCUUUAAUUAUGCUUGAGUAAGUCGCCCUAAUAUUCUUUACUAGCCUACUUGAGCUUCUAUGCUGGGUAAGAAGUUUUAGGGUUAGACGAGUAUGUGUCAUCUUGCAAAUUAAGGUUAGAUGAUUGAAUAUGAUCUUGUGGUGGAUGAGGCGACCGUACUCCUGCCAUAAGCAUGCAGAGCCCUUUUACUAUGCUAUAAAGUAUUGGUGCUUUA
Molecule: messenger RNA, 3254 nt
Organism: Linum trigynum
Lineage: Eukaryota; Viridiplantae; Streptophyta; Magnoliopsida; Malpighiales; Linaceae
Source: the annotation of a GenBank genome assembly